Molecule: messenger RNA, 1699 nt
Organism: Cataglyphis hispanica
Lineage: Eukaryota; Metazoa; Arthropoda; Insecta; Hymenoptera; Formicidae
Product: odorant receptor 43a-like
Exons: 8
Coding region: 503-1699 (398 amino acids)
Biological process (GO): detection of chemical stimulus involved in sensory perception of smell; sensory perception of smell
Cellular component (GO): plasma membrane
Molecular function (GO): odorant binding; olfactory receptor activity
Source: RefSeq, a predicted model, not a curated record
UGUAUAUAAAUCAAUUUGUUUUAGUUAUAUUUUUUUGAAAUUAUUUUUUAUUGCUCUUUCUUAUUUAAAAAAUUGAAUACUCAUUUGAUCAUAAAUGAUGCAUUGAUUUGAUUUCACUAUCACUAAUACAUCAAUUGCACAUUUCAAAACGUUAUCCAUGAAACUUACAACCAAAGUACCUGUUUUUCAUUCAAUUUUCACAAUACUUCUGCAAUAUCUCUUCUUAUUAUUCGUUGUUCGUUUCACGUUGCUAUAACAAUGCAUUACCAAUGCAUUUACCAAUGCACCGUUCGUAAAACUUUGUCGUAAUGCGGUAUAGGCGUUCAUUUUUUGCACUAUUAUAUUGUUACCUUAAUGAUUAGGUUUCGUAAAAUUCAAGACUGAAAAAAAGACGGAAAAAAGUAGAAGAAAGAAUAAAUUAGUAAUAAAUGACAAAAUAACACGAAGAGUACGAUUAAAUGAAAAAGAGAAAUAAUAUGACAGUCUUCAUCUACUAUUGGACAUGGACGAUUCUAAAUAUUACGGAUAUGCAGAUUUAGAAUGGGCCAUUGGAAUAAACCGUUUCACUCUGGAGAUGACUGGUUUGUGGCCUGACGAGAAAUUAAGCCGUCGACAGAAGUUCUUGGCAAAUCUGCGCGCUUUUAUCAUUUUCAUAACGUUGAUUUUUGUGCAAAUAAUACCUUCGAUAUUCUCGUUGAUGAGGGUAUGGGGCGACAUGGUGGCAAUAAUAGAUAAUUUGCAAAUCACGUUACCCUUUUCAAUCUGUGCGACAAAAAUCAUCAUCAUGUGGCUUCGUAAAAAAGAUCUCGAAUCAAUCGUAAGCAUGUUGGUGACCGAUUGGAUUAAAACGAAGACGGAGGAGGAACGCGACAUCAUGAUAAGAAAGGCGAGAAUUGCAAGAACGCUCAUCAUAUUCGGCUGCAUCAUGAUGAUCUUAGCGAUAUUUAUUCUCAUCAUCCCGCCGUGUUUCGGUUACUACAUGAGAUACCUGACAAAUAUAACGGAUCCGGGAAAACCGUUGUUAUUGCAAACGUAUUAUUUGCGAGACAUGUCGGUGAGCCCGUAUUUCGAGAUCGCGUUCGUCGCUCAAGCUAUGGCUAUCAUACUGGGUGCGUUCACCUACACGGGUAUCGAUAAUUUUCUGGGACUGCUCGUCUUUCAUAUCUGCGCCCAAAUGGAGAUCCUCAGAAACCGAUUGCUUAAUAUAAAUGGAUUUAAAAAUUUUAACGUUGGAUUGUCGAUGAGUGUCCGGAAUCACAUACGUCUUAUCAGGUCCGUCGAUAUUAUUGACAAAACAUUCAAUUUAAUGCUCCUGGCAUUGUUAGUGUAUUUCGGUAUAUUGUUUUGUCUUCAAGGCUUUCUGAUCAUUAGUAUGAUUGAUGAUGGUGGCAACGUUUCCUUCGUGAGAAUAUGUUGGCUCGUAUCAGUACUCAUUAAUACUUUCGUUCAUAUGUGCGUUUAUUGCGUGGUCGGUGAAAUUCUCAUUGAAAAAUGUGAAGGCAUAUGUUAUGCGGCUUAUGAAUAUGCAUGGUAUACGCUAAAGCCGAACGAGGCUAGAAGCCUGAUGCUGAUAAUGAUUCGCGCUGAAAGGCCUCUCUAUAUUACAGCUGGAAAAAUAUUUCCAAUGACGUUAUCCUUGUUUUGUAGCUUAAUCAAGACGUCAGCUGGUUAUAUAUCCGUUCUGCUUGCUAAUCGAUGA